CACAGUGGAUCUGUGUAUUCCCUUCUUCUCAUUCCCAAGGCCCAUUUGUAUACUCUGAUCUGGGCAUACAUAUGUUUCCUGGUGUGUGCCCUGGGUGUGACAGCGGGUGCCCAUCGCUUGUGGAGUCACAGAUCUUACAAAGCCAGACUGCCUCUGCGGAUAUUUUUGGCUGCAGCCAAUUCAAUGGCAUUUCAGAAUGAUAUUUUUGAGUGGGCCCGAGACCACCGAGUGCAUCACAAAUACUCCGAGACGGAUGCUGACCCGCAUAACGCCCAGCGAGGGUUCUUUUUCUCCCAUAUCGGCUGGCUCUUUGUUCGGAAGCAUCGCGAUGUCAUUGAGAAAGGAAGAAAACUGGAUUUCAAUGAUUUGUUGGAGGAUCCGGUGGUAACCUUCCAGAGAAAGUACUAUAGAAGUUCAGUUGUGUUGAUGUGUUUUGUCAUUCCUACUAUCGUGCCUUGGCAUUUCUGGGGCGAGAGCAUAUGGAAUUCCUACUUCUUGGCUUCUAUUCUCCGCUACACCGUCUCCCUCAACGUUACAUGGUUGGUCAAUAGUGUGGCUCACAUGUAUGGGAACAGGCCCUAUGACAAAAGCAUCAACCCUCGGCAGAACCACUUCGUCACUUUUGGAGCUAUCG
Molecule: messenger RNA, 634 nt
Organism: Thamnophis sirtalis
Lineage: Eukaryota; Metazoa; Chordata; Lepidosauria; Squamata; Natricidae
Source: RefSeq, a predicted model, not a curated record